UUAUCGAGACGAUUCAAUAAAAGAAGUUUUAAAAACAGAAAUAAAUUUGUCAUUACCCUUAAAAAUAAUUAGUUAUAAACAACUUUAUGGUUGGACAAUGGAUGAAAUUGUUUCAAAAAUUGGAAGAAAAAAUAACUGUACUUUUUGUGGAGUUUUUCGAAGACAAGCUUUGGACAGAGCAGCUUUGAUUAUGAAAGUUUUAAAAUUGGCUACUGGACAUAAUGCUGAUGAUGGGGCUGAAACGAUUUUAAUGAAUAUUUUGAGAGGAGAUUUGGGGAGGUUACAGAGAGGGGGAAGUAAUUCUAAUUUGAAAAAUAGUGGAGAAGAUGAUGAUGAAUUAUUACCUAGAGUUAAACCGUUGAAAUAUUCUUUUGAGAAGGUAAGGUUGGGAUGGGACGAAUAUGGGGAUUUUGCCCAGUGGGACAAUAGGAGAUUUGGUAAUCUUCUGCUUCAUUGGUCCCUAGAAAAAAUGAGAAAAAAGUGCUAG
Molecule: messenger RNA, 487 nt
Organism: Meloidogyne enterolobii
Lineage: Eukaryota; Metazoa; Nematoda; Chromadorea; Rhabditida; Meloidogynidae
Source: the annotation of a GenBank genome assembly